Molecule: messenger RNA, 183 nt
Organism: Ambispora leptoticha
Lineage: Eukaryota; Fungi; Glomeromycota; Glomeromycetes; Archaeosporales; Ambisporaceae
Source: the annotation of a GenBank genome assembly
CGAAACCACCAGCCUCCAUUUUUAGCCGAAUGCAACCAGACCUCCGUUGAAAUGCAGUCAGGACCAAUAAUUUCGUUCGGUAAUGUUGAAAAUAUCAAUCAUCCAGACGAAGAGGAUGAUAAUAUUUAUGAAGAGCUAAUAACUCUAACAACGAAGGCACUGUCUCUUCUCGAAGAACAAAAA